Molecule: messenger RNA, 2389 nt
Organism: Nycticebus coucang (slow loris)
Lineage: Eukaryota; Metazoa; Chordata; Mammalia; Primates; Lorisidae
Gene: CDCA5
Product: cell division cycle associated 5
Exons: 6
Coding region: 81-842 (253 amino acids)
Source: RefSeq, a predicted model, not a curated record
GUAAUUCGAACGUUUCCUGAGGAAGGCGACCCUCCCGUUUGGUUUUCGCCGGCAGGAGAAGAUCAAGACCGAGAGUAGUUAUGUCUGGGAGGCAAACACGGUCCGGAGGGACCGCUCAGCAAUCUGGGCCCAGGGCCCCGUCUCCUAAGUCUCUGCGAAGGUCCCAGCGGAAAUCAGCCUCUGAUCUCCCGAGCAUCCUCCCUGAAAUAGGGAUGAAGGGCUCCCAUGCGGCUCCAGUCAGAAAGCCCAUUGUCUUGAAGAAGAUUGUGGCCCAUGCUGUCGAGGGCCCAGCUGUCAACUCGCCUCGCAGGAGCUCUAGGAUUUCUUUUCUCUUGGAGAAAGAAAACAACCCUCCUAACAAGGAGCCUUCUAAGGAAGAAUGUUUCAAGAUACGUCCUAUCCCAGUCACCCCAGCCACCCCAACCACCACUCCUGUGCAAAACUUGAACUCUGACUUUGACUCUGGAGAAGGAGACCUGGAUGCCAGAGAUUUGGAAAUGUCCAAGAAAGUCAGGCGGUCCUACAGCCGGCUUGAGACCCUGAGCUCUGCCUCCACCUCCACCCCAGGCCGCCAGUCCUGCUUUGGCUUUGAGAGUCUGCUAGGGGCAGAAGACUUGUCGGGAGUCUCACCUGUGGUGUGUCCAAAGUUAGUUGAGGUCCCAAGGGUCCCUGCGAAGCCUUGCGCCCCAGACACAACUCUCCCUGGAAUCUCACCCCCGGUCAUGAAACAGAAGCGAAAGAAGAAGGUGCCGGAGAUCCUGAAAUCAGAGCUGGAUGAGUGGGCCGCAGCCAUGAAUGCUGAGUUUGAAGCUGCUGAGCAGUUUGACCUCCUGGUUGAAUGAGAUGCGGUGGGGGUGCACCUGGCCAGACUCCCCUCCUCUCCUUGUAUAUAGCCCCCUCUGUGGAGAGGACACUUGGGAUCCUCUCUCCUGGCCUUGUUACCUGCAUUUGCGCUGUUGCCACAUGUGAGGCCUGUCUUCCUCUGAGGAUUUGUUCAGGGCAACAGCAAUCUAUUGGAGGAAAUGGGGCGGCCUGGCCUGGCCACUCACUGGUGUCUUGUUUCUAGUCAUCCUCCCCUUCUUACCUUCCCAAAGUACCACAGCCAGUUUCCAUUUGCACCAUAGACUGGCCCAGAAUCACUGGACCAACCAGAAGAGGUCAUAGAGGUGAAAGGGCACCUCUGCUCUUAGAAAGGAUGGCUACUGUGAACCGGCCCCAACAGAAACAGGCCCCAAAGGCAUAGCCAGCCUUAGGUUGUCCCUCCUGAGCUGACUUAUGUUGGUGGCUUAGUUCCCAGCCACAAGCCCAUCCACUUAAGGAGGCUCUGGGUUCUGAGUUUCCUCACAGAUUCUAUAGAUGACCCAGGAGAGUGUUCAUAGGCUAUGGGAUAGUUCCACCUUUGAGUAAGAAGCUGGACAUUCAACCUGUAGAAUCUAAGUUUUCAAGGAGGGAGGAAAGGAAGCCUUAGUUGGGUCUUAGGCCGAAGUGUUUACAACCUAGGAGCUGUGAUACAUAGUUCUGUGUUCUGUUGUUGGGGUGCUGGAUAAAUGCUGGGUCGACAGAGCUCUGGCUGCUUGGGGCAAAGGGUGCAUUUUAAAAUGUGGCCAUCUGGUGCUGUGGACUCCUGAGGUUCAUGGCUGGGCUGGCCACCUGCACAGGGCCCAGGCUGGGAGGUUUUGCCACUUUGUUGCAAGGACAGAAGGUGCUCAAGUCCACAGAGUCUACUAGGCCCUAGAAGAAAAAAUUAUGGUUUGCAGGGUCCUGGCCUUACUUACCUUUUGCAACUACACUUGUAAAGUUCUAGGAAGCUUCCUUUACAUACCAGAAAGUAGCAGGCAUUGAUAGCAAUUUGAAUUUUUGGCCUCCUUAUGCUUUCACUGAGGCAGGUGCUAGAAGUUGAAAUGGUGGGAGAUGCAUCUCAUUGUCUCUGGGGAAUUUCUCCACCUUUCUCUGUUCUCAGUACUGGUGAAAAGUGUCAUGCCCUAGGUUUUGCAUCUUCGGAUGUCAAAUUCAUGGAGACAAAUGCUGAGAAGAGUGCAAAGGGGCUGGGGGAAUAACUGAGUGCUGGGAUGAAAUGGUGCAGGCCUGGCAGGCACUAAUGAAGCCCCCUGCAAGACUGUCUGCUCAAUGCUUCAUGCUUUGUCAGACUCUGCAAGCAAGCCACUGGUAAGCCCAGAUGUCCAAGUUGAAUGACACCUGGAGAACUCUUACCUUCUGCUGGCAGGCAGGACUCUUGCCCACUGUCUUAGUACUGCAGAAUUGGGAGUAGUCAGAUGAUGCUGAGUUGAUAUCAUUGCAAACUUUUCUCUGUCCCUAAGGAACUAAGAAUGUGUAGUUCAAGGGAAAAUUGAGACUUCAUUUGAAAAUUUUUUUUAAAAUCCUGAUUAAA